Messenger RNA from Babesia bigemina, 333 nucleotides. Its product is annotated as KE2 family protein, putative. NCBI's taxonomy places the organism in Eukaryota, Apicomplexa, Aconoidasida, Piroplasmida, Babesiidae. The record is from RefSeq and is a predicted model, not a curated record. The transcript is spliced from 3 exons. Gene Ontology annotation, molecular function: protein folding chaperone. The coding region runs from base 1 to 333 and encodes 110 amino acids. Gene Ontology annotation, biological process: protein folding. Gene Ontology annotation, cellular component: cytoplasm; prefoldin complex.
AUGGAAGGCGUUGAGGGCAAGAAAGAGGCGCUCAAAAAGCUGGAGAAGGAACGGCUGAGGCUGCUCGGGCAGCUCGACGACCUAUCGCAGGAGUCCGCGGAGCACAAGCUGGUGCUGCGGACUCUGGAGUCGCUGCCAGAUGACCGCCGUUGUUACCGCAUCGUCGGCCGCGUCGCGGUGGAGCGGACGGUCGCCGAGGUGCGCCCGGCGCUGACGACGUAUGCGCAGAAGGUGGACGAGCUGCACAAGACGUACAACGAGCAGCUCAACUUCAUCAACGAGGAGGUUUCCAAGAUCACCAGGUCACUCGGGACGGCUGCCGACGCGCCGUAG